Castor canadensis (American beaver) is the source of this 2456-nucleotide messenger RNA. It is a transcript of the gene Spindoc, whose product is annotated as spindlin interactor and repressor of chromatin binding. Gene Ontology annotation, biological process: negative regulation of DNA-templated transcription. The record is from RefSeq and is a predicted model, not a curated record. NCBI's taxonomy places the organism in Eukaryota, Metazoa, Chordata, Mammalia, Rodentia, Castoridae.
GGGUUGCAGCGAUCUGAGGUGCGUGGCAGACCGGGCGGGCGGGCUAGCGGCGGGUACGCGGGCCCGACCGCGGGCCCGGCGUGGUCCGGGCGGGAGGUGGCCGCCGGCGGCAUUCGAGGCCUGCGCGCCCGUCCUCCCGCGUCGGGUCACAGCGGCUGCACCAUGGCUCUAAGGGCCGAGGGCGCCGCGCUCGACUGCUUCGAGGUGACGCUCAAGUGCGAGGAAGGAGAGGACGACGAGGAGGCCGUGGUGGUGGCCGUAAUUCCGCGGCCCGAGCCGAUGCUCAGAGGUGUAUUCCGAGCACCACCUGCCCCAGGCACCUUGACUGACAACACCCUUCCCCUCCUUGGCACAGUGACCCAACAGGAGAAGACCCCACCACCUCGACCCCACCUGUUGGAGGCAGGUGUAGAUGGCUGUGAGGAGCCCAAGCAGCACAUGUCUUGGGAACAGGAGUUCCUGGUGGGGAACAGCCCCGGAGGCAGCGGGCGGGCACUGUGCAUGGUGUGUGGGGCCGAGAUCCGGUUCCCUUCGGCAGACACGGCUCGCACACACAUCCUGGAGCAGCAUCCUCACACUCUGGACCUCAGUCCCUCCGAGAAGAACAACAUCCUAGAGGCCUGGAGUGAGGGGGUGGCCCUCCUACAAGAUGUCCAAGUUGAGCAGCCGUCCCUACCCAGCCCAGAAUCAGGCCAGGAUGUCGAGCCAGACCCCGGCUCCAACCCAGACCCUGCCAAGAUGCCAGCGGAGAUUGUGGUCCUCCUGGACUCCGAGGACAACCCAUCCCUCCCUAAAAGGAGCCGGCCCAGAGGACUCCGCCCGCUUGAGCUUCUUGUUGCCCCUGCCACAGAGCCAGGAAAUAAGAAGCCCCGUGGUCAGAGAUGGAAGGAACCCCCAGGGGAAGAGCCUGUCAGAAAGAAGAGAGGCAGGCCAAUGACCAAAAACCUGGAUCCUGACCCAGAUCCCCCCUCCCCCGACUUACCCACAGAAGCGUUCACAGCACCAGCUGAGGUCCGACACUUCACAGAUGGCAGCUUCCCUCCAGGCUUUGUCCUCCAGCUCUUCUCCCAUACCCAGCUUAGGACCGCAGACAGCAAGGACUCCCCUAAAGAGGUCAAAGUGACAGAAGAAGGCCUUCCCCAGCCAGAAAGCCCCUCUUCAGGUGAGCCCUCCUGAGAAGGGUAGACAGGGGAAGGUGGGCAGUCAGCACCCCUGGGUUCUAACCAAGAUAGAGGUGGCUGGUGCUCAGGUAUCCUGGAGACACGCCAAGGAUUGAGGGGAAGGAGUGGGAAUGGUGAGGAAGGCUGGCCAGAGAGCUAAGCAUUUCUAAGUGUUCUUAGGAGUUUCUUGGAGUUGUUCAUUAGGCUGAGCUAGGCCAGCAUCUCCCCAGAAGCCUUGACACCCUCCUCCCUAAGUCUACACAUGAGGCUGCUUCCAGCUGGAACUUAGACCCAAAUGGGGCACUCAGCAAUUCAAGCAGGUGUGGAGUCAGAUGUGGUGCUGCACCCCUGUAAUCCCAGCACUCCAGGGGCUGAGGCAAGAAGAUCAAGAGUCCAAGGCCGGCCUGGGCUAUGUAAUGAGAUACCGUCUUAAAAACAAGAAACCCAGGUGUCAGAAUAGUCAGGUGACACUCUAUGGAGACACCAGCUCAGUAAGUUCCUAAUAGUGACAGUAAGUGCUUUUGUUUGUAUUGUAUCCCGGUGGUAUUAAGAAGUUUUUAUAUGCAGUUCAUUUGGUCCCAGGUGUGGUGGUGCCUAUAAUCCCAGCACUCAACUAGCUGAGGCAAAAGGAUCAUGAGUUUGAAUUUUUAUAGACAAAGAAGCUAAGUCUCAAGGAGAUAAUUUCUUCUUCCCCAUAGUCUUUGUAUGAGUUUCUUGUUUGCUACUGUAACAAAUUACUACAAAUUUAGUGGCUUAAAACACACAUUUUAUAGUUAUGGAAGUCAGAGUCAAUAUGUGUCCUCCCGAGCUAAACUCAAGGUGUUGGCAGGGCUGUGUUUGUUCCCUUCUGGAAGUUUUAGGGGGAAAUUUGUUCUCUUGUCUUCCUGGCUUAGAGGCCUCCCACAUUCUUUGGCUUGUGGUCUCCUAACAUCCUCAAAGCCAGCAGUGGCUGGUGGAGGUUCUCCCCCUGUUGUCUUUGGUUCUAACUCAUCUGCCUCCCUUUUCCUCAUUUAAGGGCCAUUGUGGGCUCACUUACGUAAUCCAGAGUAAUUUAUCUAUUUAUUAUUUAUUUUUGCUGUGUAGGGGGUGGAACCAGGGCCUUGGAAGGCAAGGGCUGUGCUGCUGAGCCAUAACCCAGCCCAUCUCUUAUUUUUUAAUCUGUUUUAACAACCUUAAUUCCAUCUACAGCCUAAUUUCCCCUUGCUGUGGAAUAAGACAUUCCCAGGUUCUGGGGAUUUACUAGUGUCUACUCUUAACAGUUUGGUUGUAUCCUUCCACCUUUCACAAAGCUCUGUG